Messenger RNA from Acaromyces ingoldii, 1210 nucleotides. RefSeq lists its product as hypothetical. NCBI's taxonomy places the organism in Eukaryota, Fungi, Basidiomycota, Exobasidiomycetes, Exobasidiales, Cryptobasidiaceae. The transcript has a single exon. Bases 184 to 1137 code for a protein of 317 amino acids. The record is from RefSeq and is a predicted model, not a curated record.
CACGAUAGCUACUGAGCCGUAAAAGCAAACACACUACCUGCUCAUGUGUGUCAUAUGCAAGCCCAGCUAGGACUUCACAUCCUGCAGGAGGGCCCACCUAACUGUCAAGGCCAAUCCCUUUCGCUCCUUUUUCAGUCACCACCUCUUCUUACAGACUGCCCGCUUUUCGUCAGCCACCACAUCAUGGCACAGUCACCCGCGGGCCAGGCGCGCACCUACUCCUCGCCCAUGGCCUCUCCAACGUCGUUCUCGACGACUGCAACGCUGUCGCCCUGCGGCGAUGUCAGCAACACAACGGGACCUUCCUCUCCUGGCUCACCGGUCCGGACCGUACCUGGACGCACGCUGCGGCGAAAGAGAUCGACUGCCAACGCAGCACUCACCACAAGGCCUUCGCACCUGAGCCUGCGCGACCGGAGCGGGAGCACCUCGUCCAGCAUCGAGGUCAGCCUGGGCAGCAUGAGCCUGUCCUCGGCGUCCAGCGUGGGGCAAACGACGACGAUGAACCCACCGCCGCUCGUACUCGACCAGCCACUGCUCGAGGAAGGUCAAGCGCAGCUCGUCGAAGCGCCCCCGCUCGACAUCUCCCCCUCGGCACUCGUCCUGGUCCACACCGAGAGUAGCAACGGAAAGGGAACCACGCUGGCACACGCCCUCUUCCAGCCAAACUUUCUCAUCGACGCACACGGCCACGUCAGGCGCCUGUCGCGUACCGAGUGGGAACGCGCAAGAGCCACCGUCGAGGAGGCCAGGAUCGUCGGAGUGGGCGGCGGCAGCGUGUCCGCAUCGUCGUCCAAAGGAGAAGGAGCAGGGAGAAGGACGAUCAUCUUUGGAAAUGAAGGCGAGGAGGGCGAGGAGAGCAGAACUUUUCAUCUUCAGGCUCGCGCUGCGGCGGCAGAGGACGGCCAGGUGGGUGGGGAGGAGGAAGAAGGAGGACACCGCGGGGUCUCGCCAGGUCGAUUUCUUGAGAUCGUGAUCAGAGGUAGAGACAUCGAGAAAGCCGGCCUGCCGUCGCAGCUGUGCGCUCUCCUCGAGCAGUCAAAGGGCUUCUCGGAAUCCGAACUGCGAGGGGAGGGCGACAGCAACCUUUGCGACGAAAUCCUCUACAUCGUUCGCGGCAGGGUUCCAACAGAUUGAUUGAUGAUCGCUACAGACAAUUCUUUGUAUUUUAAAGACAACAACAUGAAGGAAGAAAGAAAUGACGGGACAC